CCCUGCCUGCCGCUGCUCCCCUCCCCACAGCGGCGGGGGCAAUGCCUCCUGCAUACGUGAUGAAGUGAGUGGCCGGGCUGGGCUCCGCCGGCAGCAGCGAGCCGAGAGCCCGGGCGCCUCCGCACUGCAGCCCCCUCCCACCGGCGGCGGCGGGGGGCGGCGCGGGGACGCGGCUGGCUGCGGAGCGCGGCGCUCGCAGCUCCCGGGCAGCAGCGUGCGGCCGCGGGCAGCCGGCGCCAUGCUGAACAACCUGGCCGACUGCGAGGACGGCGACGGCGGCGCCAGCCAAGGCGAUGGCAAUCCCAAGGAGAGCAGCCCCUUCAUCAACAGCACGGAUCUGGAGAAGGGCAAAGAGUAUGACGGCAAGAACAUGGCCCUCUUUGAGGAGGAGAUGGACACCAGCCCUAUGGUCUCGUCCCUGCUGAGUGGGCUGGCCAACUACACCAACCUGCCGCAGGGCAGCCGGGAGCACGAGGAGGCUGAGAACAACGAUGGGGGCAAGAAGAAGCCAGUGCAGGCCCCGCGGAUGGGCACCUUCAUGGGCGUCUACCUGCCCUGCCUCCAGAACAUCUUUGGGGUCAUUCUCUUCCUGCGCCUCACCUGGGUGGUGGGGAUCGCCGGCAUCAUGGAAUCCUUCUGCAUGGUCUUCCUCUGCUGCUCCUGUACAAUGCUGACAGCCAUUUCGAUGAGUGCAAUCGCCACCAACGGCGUGGUGCCAGCGGGUGGCUCCUACUACAUGAUCUCGCGCUCCCUGGGACCUGAGUUUGGUGGGGCUGUGGGGCUCUGCUUCUACCUGGGCACCACCUUUGCCGGCGCCAUGUACAUUCUGGGCACCAUCGAAAUCCUGCUGGCCUACAUCUUCCCAGCCAUGGCCAUCUUCAAGGCAGAGGACGCCAGUGGAGAGGCAGCCGCAAUGCUCAACAACAUGCGUGUGUAUGGCACCUGCGUGCUGACCUGCAUGGCCACCGUCGUGUUUGUGGGGGUCAAGUACGUCAACAAGUUUGCCCUGGUCUUCCUGGGCUGUGUCAUCCUCUCCAUCCUCGCCAUCUACGCCGGUGUCAUCAAGUCGGCCUUUGACCCACCAAGCUUCCCGAUCUGCCUCCUGGGCAACCGGACCCUCUCGCGCCAUGGCUUCGACCUCUGCACCAAGAUGGUGGUGGAGGGGAACGAGACGGUGGGCUCCAAGCUCUGGGAGCUCUUCUGCACCUCCCGCUUCCUCAAUGCCACCUGUGAUGAGUACUUCACCAUGAACAACGUGACCGAGAUCGAGGGCAUCCCCGGCGCGGCCAGCGGCCUCAUCCAAGAGAACCUCUGGAGCUCGUACCUGACCAAGGGCGUGAUCGUGGAGAAGCGGGGGCUGCCCUCCGUGAGCCCCCCCGACACCCCGGUGGACAUGGACCAGCCCUACGUCUUCAGCGACAUGACCUCCUACUUCACCCUGCUCGUCGGCAUUUACUUCCCCUCGGUCACAGGCAUCAUGGCUGGCUCCAACCGCUCUGGAGACCUGCGGGAUGCCCAGAAGUCCAUCCCCACGGGCACCAUCCUGGCCAUCGCCACCACCUCUGCGGUCUAUAUCAGCUCCGUUGUCCUCUUCGGGGCGUGCAUCGAGGGGGUCGUCCUGCGUGACAAGUUUGGUGAAGCUGUCAACGGGAACCUGGUGGUUGGCACCCUGGCGUGGCCAUCCCCAUGGGUCAUUGUCAUCGGCUCCUUCUUCUCCACGUGUGGGGCCGGGCUGCAGAGUCUCACCGGAGCCCCUCGCCUCCUGCAAGCCAUCUCCAGGGAUGGGAUCGUGCCCUUCCUCAGGGUCUUCGGCCACGGCAAAGCCAACGGGGAGCCGACGUGGGCCCUGCUGCUCACGGCCUGCAUCUGUGAGAUCGGGAUCCUGAUCGCUUCCCUGGACGAGGUGGCUCCCAUCCUCUCCAUGUUUUUCCUCAUGUGCUACAUGUUUGUCAACCUGGCGUGUGCUGUGCAGACACUGUUGCGGACACCCAAUUGGCGCCCCCGCUUUCGCUACUACCACUGGACCCUGUCCUUCCUGGGCAUGAGCCUCUGCCUGGCGCUGAUGUUCAUCUGCUCCUGGUACUACGCACUGGUUGCCAUGCUGAUCGCUGGCCUCAUCUACAAAUACAUCGAGUACCGCGGGGCAGAGAAGGAGUGGGGUGACGGGAUCCGGGGGCUGUCUCUGAGCGCAGCCCGCUACGCCCUGCUGCGGCUGGAGGAGGGUCCCCCACACACCAAGAACUGGAGGCCACAGCUGCUUGUCCUGGUCCGUGGUGAUCAGGAGCAGAACGUGGUGCACCCACAGCUCCUGUCCUUCACGUCGCAGCUCAAGGCUGGUAAGGGCCUCACCAUCGUGGCCUCCGUGCUGGAAGGGACCUUCCUGGACAACCACCCGCAGGCGCAGAGGGCAGAGGAGUCCAUCCGCCGCCUGAUGGAAGCAGAGAAGGUGAAGGGCUUUUGCCAGGUGGUGAUCUCCUCCAACCUGCGGGACGGCAUGUCCCACCUCAUCCAGUCCAGCGGGCUGGGGGGGCUGCAGCACAACACGGUGCUGGUGGGCUGGCCACGCAGCUGGCGCCAGAAGGAGGACCACCAGACCUGGAGGAACUUCAUUGAGCUGGUGCGAGAGACCACGGCCGGGCACCUGGCCUUGCUGGUGGCCAAGAAUGUUGCCAUGUUCCCGGGCAACCAGGAGCGGUUCUCGGAGGGCCACAUUGAUGUCUGGUGGAUCGUCCAUGACGGGGGGAUGCUCAUGCUGUUGCCCUUCCUCCUGCGGCACCACAAGGUCUGGCGCAAGUGCAAGAUGCGUAUCUUCACGGUGGCGCAGAUGGAUGACAACAGCAUCCAGAUGAAGAAGGACCUGACCACGUUCCUGUACCACCUGCGCAUCACUGCAGAGGUGGAGGUGGUGGAGAUGCAUGAGAGCGACAUCUCUGCCUACACCUACGAGAAGACGCUAGUGAUGGAGCAGCGUUCCCAGAUCCUCAAGCAAAUGCACCUCACCAAGAAUGAGCGGGAACGGGAGAUCCAGAGCAUCACAGACGAGUCCCGUGGCUCCAUCCGGCGUAAGAAUCCGGCCAACACGCGCCUGCGCCUGAGCGUCCCUGAGGAGCAGGUGGGCGACGGUGAGGAGAAGCCGGAGGAGGAGGUCCAGCUCAUCCAUGACAAAAACGCCACCACCUUCUCCAGCAGCUCCCAGUCCCCUGGCGACGAGGUGGAGACGGCCCCUGAGAAGGUGCAUCUCACCUGGACCAAGGAGAAGUCUGUUGCGGAGAAGAACAAGAGCAAGAGCCCCGUCAGCCCUGAGGGCAUCAAGGACUUCUUCAAUAUGAAGCCGGAGUGGGAGAACCUGAACCAGUCCAACGUGCGGAGGAUGCACACGGCCGUGAAGCUCAACGAGGUGAUCGUGAAGAAGUCCCAGGAUGCCAAGCUGGUCCUGCUGAACAUGCCGGGGCCUCCCCGCAACCGUAAAGGGGAUGAGAACUACAUGGAGUUCCUGGAAGUGCUGACGGAGCACCUGGACCGAGUGCUCCUGGUGCGCGGUGGGGGCCGGGAGGUCAUCACCAUCUACUCCUGAAAUAUGGCGCGCAAGAGGUUUGUCUGCACGCUGAGAGCCCCGCCACCCCUUUGCACUGUGCUCCUGGAGGGGAGGAGGGAAGGCCUGAUGGCAGCCGGUGCGCAGAAACUUCACCUGGCUUUGGCCGUGCCCCUGAUCUCUCCAUUCGAACUGCAGCACCAGAUCUUCCGGGAGCAUCCAGCACCAGAGCAGCUGUUCCUCAUUGCAACAUCACAGCACUGCUGUCCUUGUUUAUAUAUAAAUAUAUACACUGUACCGCGGACUGAGCACCAGAGCCCAGCGCUGCCGCCACCACCCGUCCCCGGCAGGGCCAGCCCUGCUGCCAGCCCCAGCGCUGCUUCUUGCAGCCCCCGGCUGGGCAGGAGGGUGGCUGCGUCGAGACGGGCGCCCGGCCCCACCGUGCCGCUACCCCUGCGUGAAGCUUGGCUGGACGCGCCUGUGCCCUGUGCCCGCCUGUCGCUCGCGCCCUACCUCCCCGUGGAGGCGCUGGGAGAAGAGAGAGGCCACCAGCACGCUUUCCUCGCCGGACGCUCCUCUCCCCACCUCUGGCAGCGCUGGGGGCUGCCUCCCCUGGCACUGCCCCCCCGGCCGCCCCUCGCCACCAUGGACCCGGACAGCCCCACCUUGCUGCUGCCCGACUCUGGAGGCCGUGGGCCGAGCUUGCGGAGAUGCAGCGUGAUGGUUUGGAGGGGGCAGAGGGUGGGGGACAGCUGCGGGGGGUCGGGUGCUGGAGUGCAGCAAUCUGUGACAGCAUGAGCCCCGGCCUGGGGUGGGUGGGGGGUGCUCCCUGUCCCCUUCCCCACUGACUCCAGGAUCUCUCUGCCCUGGUGCUCUCCUGGUGCUUGUGCGACGGUCACGGUGUGGAGCUGCAGUGUCCGGAGCCAGGCAGAGCCCCCGCCCUGUGCAGCAUGAGCUGGAGCUACUCAUGUGUGCUGCUGACCCUGGGAGGCACCAGUGCCUGCUCUUGGCCCACUCCCCUGCCACGCUGCACUGGGGAGCACUGGGGGCUCUCAGGCCCCCAGCACCUGCACAUGCGUCUGGGUCCCCCCAUGCCCUGCUGUGCUCCCUGCUGCUGCCCAGGGCUUCGCUGCUAACCCAGCCCCAGGCAGUCGCAGACGUGAGGCUGUAGGAAAGUCCGGAUCUGUGCAUAGUUUGAACAUAUGCAAUGUCUGUUUGCUUGGUCUACAGGGCCGGACCCCACAGCAAAGGGUGACUGUAGGGGUCCCACUGCCCCCCCCAGCAUCACAGUACUCCCUCACCCAGCUGGCCAGGGCAACCUAGGCACUGGCCACGUGGCCGCUGCAGCCCAAAGCCUGUCCCCUCCUGUGAGCCUGCGCCGCAGCAGGCAGCCCCUGCGCACAGGCAGCAGAGCGCACCAGGACAGUUCAAACAUGUCUCACCUUUGGCAGCAGCUGCAGGGUUGUCCCCCAUUGUCCUCGCCCCCUGCCCCUCCCCCCCCCCCCCCGCCCCCCCCCAGCAUCUCUCAUUCCAGAGAAACUGAGGAGCUUUUAACAAAUGUGAAUGGUUCCAGGAACCACGCAGGAAGCGGUGCCGAGGGCAGCCAGGGCGCCCACUGGUGCCUGCCCCGGCCCCAUGUACAUAGUGUACAUAAUACAGUACGUGUAUUUUUAAAGUGAUCAUAUUUAUGUUAAUAGAACCAGAUGAAGUCUAUAUAUAGAGAUCUAUAUCUAUUCUGAGAGAUGCAGGGCUCUGCUAGCACCAGGCCAUGGGGACGGAGAGCCGAGACAGGCUGCUCCUGCACGAAACAGGCACCCAUCCAUUGCACCGAGUGCUCUGGAGCGGUGGUGAAGGCUACAGCCUUCCCCGGCCACUGGCAGCCCCUGGGAAAGGGCCAGGUUGCAGGUUCAUUCUCUUCUCAAUUUAGCUUCUUAAGAGUUUUCAGGGAAAAGAAGUCACAGACUUUUCUGAAUUUGUUUCACAGCAGAUUUGAGCUUCCACUCAAAGUGCAGCCUGCUAAGAGUUGCCCUCUCCCGGCAGUGCUGGCUGCUCUGCACCAGCCUGGCCCAAAGCAGCAGCGCUUUGUUCCCCGGCCAGAGCUGAGCCCCUGCGCUGGAGCGCUCGCUUCCUCGGCCCUCCCAAACCGCUCCCCAACGCUGUCCUGCACCGCAGCAGGCACCACACGACCUGCAGCCUCCGGGCUGGCGCAGAGGGAGUGGGUGCUGCCACGGUGUCCUCGUGGGUGGCCUGGUAGUGGCUGCUUCUUGACUGGCACGGCUGGUCCCAGCGUCCGGCCCCCUGCCUGCACAUCCCUCCUGCCUGCUGAGAGCAGCUGCAGCCCUCGGCUCCUGCCUCACUGAGGGCAGGAAACUCCCUCUGCACUGGGCAACUCCACUCCCCUACUCCUCCAGGUCCAGGCCAAAGCUAUUUUGGGCUGCUGUGAUAAAAAGCACUGGGUUUUUUGAUUUUUUGGGUUUUUUUUUUUUUUUUGCUUUAAGGUACUACUUGGACACACUCCCAGACCAAAACCAGCCCCAGCUGCACAUCUGUGCCUGCUCAUAUCUUGCUCCUACAUUUCCAUCACUCCCAAAGUGCCUCCCUUCUCUCCAGCAGCAGCCACAGCCAGGCUUUCUGUCACGAUAGCUCAGCUAUCUGCACAGCUGCAUCGGUCUGUGUUGCAGACUCUGGUGUGGAAGUUAGUCCCAAGGGCAUGGGGAGCUCAGUGUUUACAGGAGGUGACCGUCAGGGUGAGCUGAGACCUGGUUUUGGCACAGGAGCUCCAGGUUGAUGAAUGGUGCAGAUGCACAGGGCAGCACUCUCUGGUCCUGCCGCUGCCUCAGCCGCUCAAAAGCAGGCAGGCGUCUGCAAGUGAACAGUUCCUUUAUCUUUGGGAAGGGGCAGCCCCACAGGAACCAGAAUUUGCCAGUGUCUAGCUGCUCUGCCCCUUGGAGCUGGUCCUACACCACCACACACAAGCUCACCUACUGUUUCCAGCCUCCCAAAAUUUCUUGAGGCACUUCUGCAGCAAUGGGGGAGGCAUGCACAGCAACCUGCCCACUCAUCUCAUGUGCUAGCACCACGCUUGUUGGGCCUAGAACGCUUGCCAGCUGCUCUGCCUCUUCUAAAGAUGCCACCCACUCCCUGCAGUCACCUUCUAAUUACAGCUUAGCUGUUGCCCCGCCGUGCUGCUGGGCCUGCAGCUGUGGGUGCUGUCCCACUGGUCCCCCUCCCGCCGCGGUGCAGGGCCCGAGUGCAGAGGCAGGUUAUGCACAGCAGCCGCCAGCGCCUGCCUCCGCUGAGGCCACGCACACCAUCCACUGUCGGCAGCGUCGGGGCAAAGAGCUCUUCCUUCGGCCGCAGGUACAGGGCAGCAGGGAGCAACGUUGUCGAGCAGCGGUGAGGCAGCAGGCCAGGGCAUGCUUCUCUGCUGAGAGCUUUGGUUCAUCGCCUCCCCAGCACCACCAGUGGAUCCCAUUGCCCCUUGGCACCACUUCAACACCCCCCCCCCUUCCCCCCGCUCCAGUAAAGCUGCGGUCCCAGCUUCCCCAGGGAGCAGGGAGGUGAGCCCUUCCUAUCACUACUGCUGAAAAAAGGAGUUCCCCUUCCUCAUCCUCCAGCAAGAGCAGGGACACAGCUCUAGACAGAGCCAGGGCUGCCUCAACACCCCUGCCAGGCAAAUUUGGCUGUGGCAAGGAAGGUGCUGGUUUCUGCAGCGAGUUCUCGCUCGCUGUUGGCUGGAGAGGGCCAGUUUUAGCAGACAGCACUGCAUGUUAGUUUACAAACCCAGCCCUGCACGUUUGGCCUCUGUGAGUGUUCAGUUUCCCCAUGGAGCACCCUUCUGCUGUUCCACCUUGGUGAAGACAGUGUCCUCCUCUGGUAGACAUGCAAGUUCCUUCUUGGCACAUGCGCAGACACGUUUCGGUUUUUUUGUUCCGGACAGGAAGGUCUUGACCCCCCCCACACACCCGAGUUUGUUUCACAGGCAGGCUGCUGCCAGGAGCAGCGCUGAGCAAACGUGCCCCACCAGGACAGUGGGACGGCAGCGUGGCCCACAGCAGGUGGAGAGCACGCACAGCCACAGCCGCAUUCAGCCAGCACGCAGCGCUGGGCCGGCGAUGGCGUACGCUCCAGGUCCUGCUGCGGGAGAGGUGAGCGGGGAGCUGCCCUACCCCUGUCAGCUGGGCAGGCGCAGGCCCCGCGUGCAGCAGCGGCAGCAGCAGCAGGCGGCAGCUCACGUCGCUGCAGCCACCACACGGUACAGGCACCGAGCCACACGACAGCACUUGCAGGAGGCGCAGGCAGCGUCCAGCCUGGGUCGGUGUUGGUCUGUGGCUGGAUGAGAGGAAGGACUAGAUACUGCACAAGGGUUAAGAGUUGCACUAGAAGAGUCAAGACCCUCCUCUGUGUAGCAGGACUAAAAACUAGCAGAAAGACCGAAAGGUCUGAGAUUUGCUGGUUACAACACUUUCUGUGCUACAUGUGCAAUAUAUUUGUUAUGAAUGUUAUCACAAAGUCAGUUCAUUCAAUAAUCUUUUAAUCACUGUAGCUAGAUGUUCUACGUCCAUUCAAGUGACUUUUAUUCGAGUGCAAUAUUUCAAUAGACAUGUAGUGACCUAGUACGCUUUGUGUUUUAGAGAAUCUGUGUGCAGAGCAAUGCAAUUAAGUUUAAAACCUUGUAAAUAAAACAGGUUGCAAACCAAAAAAAAAAAAAAAAAGAGUAUUCAGCUUGCAUUUAAUUUCUGUGAGUGUUUCAGUAUUGUGCAUUAGGCCGCCACAGUACAGACCCUGUGUUCUCUGUGCAGGUAUUAAUGGAGGAGUGGCUCCUCGGCUGUUGAAUGCUCCCUGUUAAUGCUUUACUGCUUUAACUGUAUUCAUUUUUCUAGACUCCUGUCUGCACAAAAUGCAAUAAAUGAUUUUAUUACACCCUUCA
Molecule: messenger RNA, 8462 nt
Organism: Grus americana (Whooping crane)
Lineage: Eukaryota; Metazoa; Chordata; Aves; Gruiformes; Gruidae
Gene: SLC12A5
Product: solute carrier family 12 member 5
Exons: 26
Coding region: 239-3574 (1111 amino acids)
Biological process (GO): cell volume homeostasis; potassium ion import across plasma membrane; chemical synaptic transmission
Cellular component (GO): membrane
Molecular function (GO): potassium:chloride symporter activity
Source: RefSeq, a predicted model, not a curated record